Eufriesea mexicana is the source of this 2037-nucleotide messenger RNA. RefSeq lists its product as uncharacterized. The transcript is spliced from 5 exons. The coding region runs from base 1 to 2037 and encodes 678 amino acids. The record is from RefSeq and is a predicted model, not a curated record. NCBI's taxonomy places the organism in Eukaryota, Metazoa, Arthropoda, Insecta, Hymenoptera, Apidae.
AUGAAGACGACAAAUUGGGUUUGCUGGCUGUUGGUCGUGUGUGUCUGCCUCGUCGAAGCUAGAUACAAGAUCAGAAGACCCCCGUUGCCACCACCGCAACCGCCGAAGCUCAUUUACAAGAAGACAUGGCCGAUCGCUCAUAGAAUCUCGAUGGGAAACACGGUGCACGUGAAUGGAAAUUUCCCGCCAAAGAGAAUGGGCUAUAAACCCCUGAAUUACAGAAUACGUCGACCACCGAUGUUCAACGCGCCACCUACCAUCUGGAAAAAUCAAAUCCCGAUAAGAGCUCCUUUGAAUAAUCACGCGGUUCUGCCGCAACGACCACCCGUCAAGGAGUUCCAUUCCGUGAACAAAAUGCCGGAAUAUAGCCCAGAGUACAGACCGGAAGCCGCUGUUCUACCACCGACCCACAGGGGCGGCGUGGACGAUGACAAAGGGCCGAUUCAUACGAUUCCUGCGCCUAAUCUGAGCCCCAUGGAUAAACCUUUCAAUGGCGAAGUGAAUACAGAAGAUAGCUCUCAGCGUCAGCAGACAACCGAUGCUACGUACAAACUUAAUCCUCAUGGCUCGCUGUUAUCGAACUUUGAUCUAGCUACCAUUAGUACGAGCUUGACGCCACAGAAGACCGUGACGAGUCCCACGCCAGUGCAACAUCAAUACGAAGUGACGGAAAGCAACGAUAUCGGGCAGAAAGACUAUCAGACCGUUUUACCUACGUUCUUGCCUGCAGAGUUUGCGACGCUCUCGACACUGGUGAACCCUGAUUUGCAAGCGAACGACGUCUUCUUGAACAAUCGUCCAGCGUCGAAUAUAGGUCUGAUCGGGACCAACAUUCAGCUUGGACAGCCAAACCUGCCUAUGCAAACAAAUCUGCAUAGCUCGCUGCACGUUGGUUUCCCUGGUAUCGCUGGUCAGACGCCGUUCAUCAUAAAUCAACAAAUACCUGAUCUACAUGGCCAUCCGGGACUCGCCAACCCUCCACUCUCGGCCACUCAGCCCUACGAUCUCUUGAACAGCUUCCCUCAAAAUAUGCCGGAGCAGUAUCAAGCAGGUCAACAGCCACAACUUCAACAACACAUUCUUCAGCAGCAACUCGGUCAAUUCUUCCAGCCUACUGGCGUAACUGGUUUCUCGCAGCCUCAGAUGCAAUCGUUCAAUUACGACGAGCAAGAUAAUAAGGAGCAACAACAGCAGCAGGUCUUGUUCAACCUGGAUUACGUCGCUGGCAGGGUCAAUACGAAUUACAACGUGGGCCCGGAGACUCCUAUGGACGACGAAGAAAGUGCUGAUUUACAACCGAACGAGGAUCUCGCGUAUAUCACCGAUGGGAACGAGCAAUUGGAGAAUAACAUCGAAUACGAGGAAACCGGCAAUCAAAAGAGUCAGACGACGUAUUUCAAUAAAGUAGCCAACAACGAUGGAAUAUCCACGCAAUUUUACACGACCCUGCCAAAUCGUGAAGCAGCAGAAAAAUUGGCAGCUCUAGCAGCUGCUGGAAAUGUCAACAGUCAACUGAUAGGGCAGUUGCGAAAGCAACAGCAGCAACAGCAACAGCAGCAACAGCAACAGCAGCAGCAGCAGCAGCAACCAGAGAGCGCACAAGGUGAAGAGAUUAUGCCACCUAAUCAUAAGAACGAAGAAAUUAAUGACGGUGGACGUAAUGAUCAGAAAUAUUAUCAGGAUCGAGCACAAAAUCGACAGAAACAACGACAAAAUCAACAACAUGAACAACAGUUGCAACAGUACGAGGAACGGCAAAAAGAGUACGAUAGGCAACAGCAACAGCAGCGACAGCGACAGAAUGUUUAUAGUAACAAAGGACCAUUGAGAAUUAUGGUGCCAGAUGAGAAUGAUUAUAGCAAUACCGAACCACAGAACGACCAGACGAAAGAAAAUGCGGAAGUCGAAUACGAGUACGAGAAUGACGAAGCUGAUGUCGGUAGUUCGCAAUCUAAUGCACCAUUUGAUGAUAGAACGCCUUAUGACGGGACAAAUGUUGAAUUUGGAUCACGUUUGAAUUCCAAGACUGGAGUAUAA